CUCGGAGGGGACAGGCAGGGAGGCAGUGAGAGACGGCACAAGCUGCCCAUAAAUUGCUUUGGAAAAGGAGGGAGAGAGAGGAGAGAAAUAGCUGGAGACUGAGCAGAUGCACUGGCAGGAGCAGAGCUGAGCAGCUCUUCCCCCCCUCCUCCUGUCUCUUUGUUGGCACAGAUAAAAAUCUUGAAUGUAGGGAAAGGACCACCACCUCACUGCAAGCCUCAUUCCCAGCCUGUUUGGCAUAGCUGGAUCCAGCGUAGAGCUGCUGGUGCGGCAGGCUAAUGGCAGGCUAGUCGGGGCUGUAAAGCUCUGUGGCAGCGAGAAGAGGAGGGAAAAAAGGAGGAGGGGCUGUGGUGAGCUGGUGGGCUUCCUCUGCCUCACAGACACAUUUUAUUGACUUGCUAAUUGGAUGAGGCACUCGGAGGAGAGGAUGCGGUGACCGAGAGGAGCUGCUCUCCAGAGGAGGGAUACAGGCACAAGGAAGCUUUGCUUGGAUUGCGUACAUUUGGCUACUUUCCCCCUUUUUUAUUUUCUGGAGAAAUAACAACAGAUGUUUUUCAGCAUCUCUCAGUGACCCUCGCACCAUGCAUACAUAAUUUUAUGCAUGACAUUGUCGAAUGGAGGCUCCAGCUGCCAGACGCUUCGUGACAAGUGAAUGAUUUCCAUUUUGAUGUUUUUUUUUCAUCCUACUCCCUUUCACCUGUUUUUUUCCUCGGACUGAUCAUUUGGGGUUUCUUUUCUUGUCAGCCUUGUUUGAUGUGCCAUUGGUAUUUAUAGUAAUCCAAUGGAAAGAUAAAUUAAUUUGCACAAAUCAAAUGUACCAGGGACUGUGCAAUGGAUAUUCUUCAGGAGAAAAAAAAAUGAAGGUAUGUUACGAGCAAAAGCAAACCAUACACUGUAUUAAGGUGGCAUCAUUCAGCCAGUUCUGAUUUUAGUCCUAGUCAAGAAAUGAAUCAACCGAAGCUACUGACUGUUGCAUAAUUCCAGUCUGAAAUGUGAGGCUUAGACUGUAGAAGGAAAUGUCCUCUUAUUUCUCUCCAUGUGUCUGCAUGUCAGAUCUGUACAGAAAAAAAGAGUUUAUAAAGGGAAGGAAUGCAAAUAGAGGAAAGGAUUAUGAAUGAAUCAGUGAUACAGAGCAGUAGUAACGGUGUGCAUUGAGGGAGGAUUAAUGGAGGCAUUAAAAAAAACAGUCUAGACUUAUUUCACCACAGGGUCAGGCUUUAAAAAAUAUUCAGAUCUGUAAUUCACUGUUAUUUUUUACUCACUCUGUGUCUAUUAAGGUUUAAAACUGGAAUCUCUGUCAAGUUCACAAGCCUGAUAUCAGACCCUAUCAGCUACACAAGGUUUGAUCAGGUGUCUGAUCUUGAUCUCUCUCAUCUGCUUCAGUCUUGUCCCGGUCGCCAUGACUGAGCUUUGCAGGUCUGGCUAGGUCAGAGAGCAGGUGCCACUGUGCUGAGGUCUGCUGUCCCAAUGAGCAAAGCAGGCAACCCACAGAAACGCACCACCUACCUCAUCUCCCUCACUCUGGUGAAGGUUGAGGCUGUGCCAGAGGAUGUAGAAGGGAACCAAGUGCAGGAGGCUCUUCCAGAGGGGGAAGGGAGCCCAAGGAAGGAGAAGGCAAACAAUGUCCCUGAAAAGGAGGAAGGGCCUGUGUGCACACAAGUGGUGGAAAGGGAGAGCAUACAGGUGGAAGAAGUGGAACAAGUGCAGGUAAAGCAUGACAGCCCCAGUGAGAACAAGGGGAAGCCUGAGAGGAGGGACACUCAUGGACCGCAAAAGGACAUCGCAUCUGUUGCUAAAAGUAAAGACAUGUCUUUUGUACAUGCACCUGCAAGGCAAAUGGUCAAAGUGUAUGGAGGAACUACCUCUGAGGGGACCGUGCACAGAGAGGGCCCCCGCUCAGAGGCCAUGCGUCCUAAGACUGAGCUCUACAGAGAGCCCCCCAUGCUUUUCCUUAAGGGUGAAAAUGGAGCAGAUCUGAACAGUCGCUCACGCUGCAGCCUCCCUUUUUCCAUCCCGCCGCAGGUCAGCCCACGUCCUGAAGUGCUCAUGAGGCCUCAUGUAGGUGGAAACACAUGCUGGAGGGACCUCCGAGAGACCAACACAAGCAUGUAUCACUCUGCUAAGACUUUGGACCGAAGGGAUAACCGCAUCGGGGACCAGUCCCCUUUAAUGGCAGCUACAACUCUGGGGCCUUACAGGGCGUCCUGGGCCGACAGCGAUGGCAGAGGCACACUCAUCCGUCCUGGAGCUCCCAUGAGCGGAGGAUUUACAGGAGUAAUGACCAGGGACAGCCCUCAGGGGGAGAGAUUUAAGACGGUGUCCGUUGCCUUGCCUGCACCUUCUGCCACUGAUAUGUCCAAGCCUCAAAGAAAAGGUACAAGUCGUACUCUGGACAACAGUGACCUACAUUCCUUCUCCGAGGACCUGAAGAAAGGGAAAGAGGGCCAAGGAGGAACAAUCCAGCGGGCUCCUGCUCGUGACCGCAAAAUGCUGAAGUUCAUCAGUGGAAUUUUUACCAAAAGUACAGCUGUGCCACCCAGUGCUGCACCUCCCCUUUAUCCAGCUGUGGAGAGAGGCUCCAGUGAGGAGGAGGCUGCAUGCACCAGCAGUCAGGAAUGGACCAUGAGCCAAACAGUGCAAACCGUGCAAGAACUUCAUCUGGGUGUUUUAGGAGGUUUGUGCAGUGGAAAAUCUGCUUUGGUUCACAGACACUUGACAGGGAGUUACCUUCCUCUGGAGAAUGCUGAGGGGCGUCAGUGCAUUAAGGACGUCCUGGUUGAUGGACAUAGUCACGUACUGAUAAUCAGAGAGGAAACAGAUCCUCCAAGUGCUCAGCUUGCGGGCUGGGUGGAUGCAGUCAUCUUGGUCUUCAGUUUGGAAAACGAGGCCAGUUUUCAGGAAGUUUACAAAAUCUACCACCAGCUUGCCCUCCACCGGCCUAUUACCGAGAUACCUUUCAUAGUAGUCGGCACUCAGGAUAAGAUCAGCAGCAACAACCCAAGAGUAAUAGAUGAUGCCAGGGCUAGACAGCUCUGCUCAGAUGUGCGGCGUUGUACUUACUAUGAGACCUGCGCUACCUAUGGCCUCAAUGUCAACAGGGUCUUCAAUGAUGCUGCUCAGAAGAUCAUGGCAGCCAAGAAACAAGCUGCUCUCCUGGCUUCCUGUAAAUCCCUCCCUAACUCUCCCACUCACUCCGGAGGCUCCACCCCAGUGUCGGGCAUCUUUCCAGGACAGGCCAGUAAUGGUGGCCAGAGCAGUGACUACUCCUCAUCGCUUCCCUCCACUCCUGUGAUUAGUCACAAAGAGAUCUGCAAGACAACGAGAGGAGAAAAGCAGGACAGCACCACUCCAGGGACAGUCCGCAGUGCCACUCGGAGACGCACCAACAGAUUUGCAGGUCGGAGAGGCAGUGAUUCCAACAGAAGGAGUGCUGACAGCAUGGGCAGUGGGCGUUGUAUUCCCAUAAAACAGGGCAUCUUGCUGAAACGCAGUGGGAACUCGCUCAACAAAGAGUGGAAGAAGAAGUAUGUCACGCUGUCCAACGAUGGCAUACUGUCCUAUCACUCCAGUGUCAAUGACUACAUGCUGAAUGCCCCGGGGAAAGAGAUGGACCUGCUGCGAGUGACAGUAAAAGUGCCAGGAAAGCGGCCGCCACGUGCUGUACCCGCCUGUGGCCCACCUGCUGGGCUCAACGGGCGGGUCAAAGACAUGCAGGGACCCGAGGCUCUCAGUCCAGUCCCAGUAAGUGCAAGUAGCCUCCUUCAAGUGGAGGAAAUGGAGGGUCUGGGUGGGGCCCUAUUCCUGAGGGGCAACAGAGGGGUCCAGAGAUGUCCUUCCACAGCAUCGAACCACGCUCAAAGUGUUGACUCUGCAAUGGAGGGCGUGUCCAGUUCUUCAUCCACCAAAGACGUAGGCUCAGCUUCCCCGGUGACAGACAGGAAGAAACAUCGCAGAAAGAAGAGCAUGAACCAAAAGGGGGAUGCAACCAUUGGCCAAGCAGAUGCCAAACGGAAAAUGUGGAAGCUGAAAAGUUUUGGUAGCUUAAGAAACGUAAGCAAGACAGAGGAGGAUAAUUUCGACUUCCUCAUUGUGUCGAGCACUGGCCAAACAUGGCACUUUGAAGCCCAGAGUGUGGAGGAGAGGGACUCCUGGGUCCAGGCCAUAGAGAGCCAGAUCCUGGCCAGUCUGCAGCUGUGUGAGAGCAGCAAAAACAAGGAUCGAAAGAACAGUCAGAGUGAAGCUGUGGCUCUGCAGGCGAUCCGAAACGCAAAGGGCAACAAUUUCUGUGUCGACUGUGAUGCUCCAAAUCCGACCUGGGUCAGUCUGAACCUCGGAGCUCUCAUAUGUAUAGAGUGCUCUGGGAUCCACAGGAACCUGGGCACCCACCUGUCACGUGUUCGCUCUCUGGACCUGGACGACCUGCCACGAGAGCUCACUCUGGUUCUCAGCGCCAUCGGCAACCACAUGGUCAACAGUAUAUGGGAGGCACGCACCAUGGGCCACCGUAAACCAUCUCCUGAUGCUACACGAGAGGAGCGGGAGUCAUGGAUUAGAGCCAAAUAUGAGCAGAAACUGUUUGUGGCGCCGCUGCCUCCUCCCACUCCCAGUGAGGGGCCAGACCUCACACUAUCCGGCCGUCUUCUUUUGGCAGUGAUGGAGCAUAACCUCCCCAAGCUGCUUCUCCUUUUGGCCCACUGCACUAAGGAGGACAUUAAUGCCCCUCUCAGCCUGGCGCUUUCCUCCAGGGCGCUAUUAGCUCUGCGUCUGCCCGGCUCUGCCCUGCACGCUGCCUGCCAACAGGGCGAUGUGGUGAUGACGCAGCUUCUUGUUUGGUAUGGCUGUGAUCUCCGGUAUCGAGAUGCUCAGGGGCAAACAGCACUCGCUCUGGCGCGCAGUGCUGGCAGCCAAGAGUGUGUUGACAUCUUGCUUCAGUAUGGGUGCCCAAAUGAACCAGCCCCCUCUGUUGCCUCGACAGUCGGUUUUGCAGCAUCCGUUACAUCCAGUUUCCCUGUUGCCAUGACGCCCAGUCUGACGGUUGCCACGACACUCAAGAUAUCGCACAAGAGCGGCGGCACCAGCUUGAGUUACAGCACCUCUAGAAGAGCAGUGUCAUAAUCAAAAUGUGGUGUGGUGCAAUGUAUGUGAGUAAGCUUGCGUAUGUGUUGAGCCAGUUGCUUCGCCCUCAUCGUGUCCUGUACAUUAACACAGGCCGGCAGGACUGAUGAACGUGUCGGCUGAUGUUGCACUCCUGGAGCCUGAUGAGGUCUAAAAGGGUGUGUUGAGUGUUUGUUUGUCACUUACUGGUAAUCACACAGGUAUAGUCCGUCUGCUGAAAAGGUUUAACCAAAAGGAAAAGAGGAAUUCUCCUGAACAUGACAUUCAGAUGCCUCUGCGUUCUGACUUAAUAGGAAUGUAUUGCACUGUAUACCAGCUGGUAUGAGUCCCAUUUCAUCACGCAGUAUUUUAAGAGUCAGUAUUUAAUGUUUUUCACACACAGUUGACCCUGGAAAUCUUGCCUUUGGCCUCAAAUGUCAUCAGUAAAGACCUGCAAUAAGUUUACUAUUUGAUAGACCGACACCUUGGUUUGUCUUGAUCUGUUUGGAAUCCCAACUCAUCAACAGCUGGUAAUUGACAAUGAAUGUCACUGAUGAAUUCAAAGUGCAUAUACUGUGUUUUGUUUAGCACACCUGGCUGAGUUGUGCAUUAAAAUAAUGUUGUGUAACUUGAUAAAAAAAAAAAAAAAAUAUUGUAACUAUGGCUGAAGUUGAGAGGCUGUUUUAAAGAUUAUCAAAAAUAACUGUAUAGAAAUGCAUUGAUAAAAAAAAUUCUAAUUCUAAAAAAAAAAAGUCAUUUUCAAGAUUGUUAUUGUAUGAUUUGUACAGUCAGUUGUGUGUAUAACUCUCAAAGGGUUACUCAGAGCUGUUCAGACUCUUCGUUUAAUUUUCCUUUGAGAAGCACCUGAUUAACUCUUCGACACCAGAGACUGAGAUUUCUUUGUUUUGUUUGUAUCACUGUGUGUGACAUGAACACUGUACCUGAUUUGUGUGUCAAUGCCUGCAGAGGGACUGACUCCAGCUGCAGGUUAUUUUCAAGGUGAGUGUAAUGCUAGGUAUGUAAAUGAACAAAUGAAUUGCCUUGAUUUUGACUGAAUGUAUAUGAAACAGAUGGUUUGACUUAUUUCAGACACUAACACGUGUUAUUCAGAUGAUACAGCUCUGGUUACAUCACUAAUAUUAUUCCUGCUGUGACAAAUAGAAAUUAAAAGUAUGUUUUAUUAUUUAAUUUAUUACAUUUCAACUUGGCUAUAAAACUGGGCCUUUGAAUGAUGAUGAUAAUGAUUGUAAGUGGCUUAAAAUCAAUAUGAAACAGAGGAAAGAUGCCCAAAUUAAGAU
Sphaeramia orbicularis (orbiculate cardinalfish) is the source of this 6392-nucleotide messenger RNA. RefSeq names its product arf-GAP with GTPase, ANK repeat and PH domain-containing protein 1-like. Gene Ontology annotation, biological process: activation of GTPase activity; negative regulation of neuron apoptotic process. Gene Ontology annotation, cellular component: nucleus. The record is from RefSeq and is a predicted model, not a curated record. The transcript is spliced from 19 exons. Gene Ontology annotation, molecular function: GTPase activity; GTPase activator activity; GTP binding. The coding region runs from base 1468 to 5115 and encodes 1215 amino acids. NCBI's taxonomy places the organism in Eukaryota, Metazoa, Chordata, Actinopteri, Kurtiformes, Apogonidae.